This is a messenger RNA of Acromyrmex echinatior (Panamanian leafcutter ant), 1930 nucleotides long. It is a transcript of the gene Pnn, whose product is annotated as desmosome associated protein-like protein pinnin. Gene Ontology annotation, cellular component: catalytic step 2 spliceosome. Lineage: Eukaryota; Metazoa; Arthropoda; Insecta; Hymenoptera; Formicidae. The record is from RefSeq and is a predicted model, not a curated record.
CUAAAGCGUCUAUUCUAGUAUACAGGGUGCGUCACCAAAACCCGAACAAAUUUCAAUUUAAAUUUUCCGCUAUAGUGUAUCUCCGCCAGAGGUUGUUGACGUCCGAGAAAGCCUAAUGCUUCUAGUAAACAGUCAUAUUCUCAAAAUGGCCGCGAUGUUGAAACUAAGUGCGGAGUAUAAUCGAAGAACCGCGAUCAUCGAAGGCCUUCGCGCUGAGUGCCCAGCAACGAAAAUAAUUCGGUUCUUUGGAUACCCGAUCAACCAUUUAUGAUAUUGUGGUAAAAUAUAGAACAGUCCAACAAAGGCCAGCGAGGAAGAGUCACUCGAAGGAACGCACUGCGAGAAGCACUCCGCAGUCGUUGAAAGAACUCAAGUGUUGAUUUCGGAUGACCUAGACAAUCGUUGCGCGUUCUGAUGGAUGUAAUGAAGCCGUGGAUGGAAACUGUGGCGUCCGGAAAGCCAUAUGUUUUUUAGCAGGACGGUGUACUGGCUCAUACGAGUCAUUUGAUUCAAAAUUGGCCCUCAGACAACGUCGAUAUGUUUUGGUCCAAGGAAUUCUAGUCUCUCAACAGCCCAGAUUUAAAUUCCUUGAACUACUACGUAUGGAGCGUAGUUGAAAGAAUCACAAACAAAUCUCAGCAUCCUAAUGUGACAUCAUUAAGGAUCGCUAUUGAGGCAGCAUUCGUCGGCAUAGACGCUACAUUAUAGCGUGCGUGCGAACGCUUCAGACCGAGAAUAGAGACCGUCAUUCAAGCUAAUGGAGGAUCUCAAAUAAUUGUGUUCUACAGGAUCCCUCAAGUGCCAUAAUACCUCAAAAACGAUUAUUGCAAGAAGAUCGUCGAAGAGCUAUAACAGAGUUCAUGAAUAAUGAAUUAGCAGGAGGCAAACGACGUUGGCAAGGUUCUAAUGCAGAACCAAAAACAGUUUUUAGUCGAUUAAGUGCACGUGUUCCAUCUACUGCAGAUGAUAGUGCUGAUGAAGAUGAUAAUAUUACCAAGCCUGCUGUAUCAUCCAGAGUAAUAGCUACUCCUCGAGAAAUUCCUUCACGUCAAGAAGUUAUCAGACGAGAAAGAACAGAUGAGCGUAGUCGACAAAGAAAUAAACGAAUGUUUGGUGCACUUUUAGGUACUUUACAAAAAUUUAGACAAGAAGAAACUAAACUCAAAGCGAAGGAAGAUAAAAAAGCAGAAGUGGAAGCUAGAGUAGAAGAAGCUAGAAGACGAGAAAAAGAAGAAUUGCGAAGAGAGAGACAACAAUUAUUUUUGUCACGAAAACGGCAAUUGGCUGAAGUGCGAGCAUUGGAAGCAAAGCUUGCACGUAGUCGACAAUUUCAAGAUUGGCGCAAUGCACAGUUACCUCUUGCUUUAUUUAUUAAAACACACGCACAACCUUCUAUUUAUUAUAUACCAAAACGUAAACACCCACAAACAGACAUGUUAUUAGCGCAGUCCACGAAAGAACUUCAUGAGGAAAUUGAAAAAAGAGAAAAAGCAUUGAUUGAAGAAUUAAAUCUAAUAGAGGUUCAGAUAGGGUUAAGCAAACAUUCACAAAACUUUGAAGCAUCUUCAUCUUUACAUACUGUAGAAGCUCCACGUUUACUAGAAGAGGGUGAAGAAAAUCGAGAUCCUAAUCCAGAACAUAAUAUUGAGGCUGCAAUCAAUGAUAGUAAUGAUAAUGCUGAUAUUUCAAUAGAGUCUGUAAUAGAUGAAAAUUGUGAUGAUCAUACAGAGAAAAAGGAAGAAGUACAAUUGGAUCAAGUUCAACAUGAUGUAAACAAUGGCUAGUAUGUAUAUUUGCUACAAUAAAAAGUUGUACAUAUUAUGUACAGCCAAUGGUCUGACACAAAAUGAGGAUUUUCAUAGUAAGAGAAUUUUCAUAGUCUUCAAGUAUUGUUUUAUGAUUGUAUAAUUAAAGACAUCCCAAAAGAAAA